AGCAAAAUUAAGGAAGAAGCUUAUAUAUCUCGCUGUUUUUCCUACGCUUUUUAUUAAUAACCACUGCAGGUGCAGAGAAAGAAAAUGAUAUGAUUAAUGUGUCUGGUUCAAGUGUUCACUCAGUCCUCGACGAAGGAAACUGGUAUUUGAUAGGAAAACAGGUGAUUUUAAAAUGUAAGGUGAGUCUCUGUGUUAUCGUAUUUUUCUAUCAAAUAUUGUUGUUGAUAGGGUCAGAUCUGGUGUUACCUUCAUUUAUGGAAUAUUGCAUAAAUUCGCUUGAUGCAAAGCUGUUUCAAUUUGUCGAUUAAUCGAUGAAAAUACGAACACACCUUUGCAAGACUGCUUUGGAAGCUUUAAAUCAGCUAUAUAAUUUACGCCUUGUAAAGAUAGUCAAUUCCUGUGUGAGUAUAGUUUGUUAUGUUUUGAACUAUUUAAUUCAUCAUACUGGGGAGCUGGUUGUUAGGUGUCACUGCCGAUUGUCAAAUACUCCCAACUGUUUAUCUCUUAUAGUACCACGUCAGGGAAGUUGUCAACUCAAAACCUUGGUGUGACAAUUAUAACCUAGGCUUAUGUAUAAUUCUCGCGAAUUGCGCGUGCUUUGUUUACUAAAUGUAGUAAGCAUCUGCGUUUAAAGAACCUACGUUAUUACAAGUCACCUAGGAUAAGUCGUAUACAUAGCUGUUUAAGAAGGAAUCAGAAUGUUUAGUUUCUUUUUUAUUCGUGGUUUUGAAGGGUUUUAUUUAAACUGGAACAACACUGGAGCUAAGUCAAAGUAAUACAUAGACAACUUAGAAGAUCAGACAUAGGGUCGGUCAGAUUAUGCUGCUAAAAUCGAACAUUAUACUUUCAGGCAUCACUCAUGAUAUUAUGCUCGAAAUUAUCAUGUCGUUGAAAAACUUGUGCUUCUUGUAAUGACCGACACUUAUCCCUUCCGAAGGUACAAGAACAGUUUCGACUUGUUCAUUUGACCCAAUUUAGGUUUCUGGAAACUGCCCACUUACCCCUCCCCUAAGCCAACAUUUUGCAUUAGGUGAGAAGUAAGUGAUAAUGUUGGCUUAGGGGAGGGGAAGGUGGGCAGUUUCCCAGAAACCUAAAUUUAUCCAUUCAGAUGAUCUCAACAACAACAACGACAACAACAACAACUUUAUUACAACCCAUAAAAGCAAAAAUAAAAAAAGGGAAUUAACGCCAAUGGAUAGAAAGCAAGAAAGGGGUAUUGACCCCCUAAAUAACUAACUAGGAAUUUAAAUAACACGAAAUGAAUUAAAAUACUUAGGUCCGCGACACACAAACGAGAUACAUAGCUCACAAGAGAGGGAACCGCUCUCAAAAGUUUAUUACAUGUACAAAGUGCGUUGGAGUUAUUACAAAUUGCGACAGCUUAGUUUAUUACAAAGUCUUAUGGACAGUUAUUACAAAUUGCGACAGCUUAGUUUAUUACAAAGUCUUAUAGACAGUUAUUAUAAAUUGCGACAGAUUUUUAUUACAGAGGGCGACACGGAUGGACAGUUAUUACAAAUUUCGACAACUUAUUUAUUACAAACUGCGACGUGGUUUAUUACGAAUUGCGACAGGUGUUACAAAGUGUGAUGGAGUUGUUACAAAAAUUGCGACAAUACAGACGAGCCUCCAAGGCCGUUCCUUGUCAUCUCUUUUAUCAACUAUUUAUUCACCGUAUUUAUUCGAUUAAGCACCCAACCUCGAAUUAGCGCCCACCUCGAAUAAGCGCCCAUCCUUUAGCGAGGAAAAGCAAUAAGCUCCCAGUAUCGAAUAAGCGUCUCUCUUAGAAGCAUGAAAAGAAGUGUUAUAUCAAUGAUACUCAGGGUUUAAAUUUUUGAUGCUGGCGAGUGUUAGAUACACCUCGCAAUAAUCAAACUGUUUACUGUUCUCCUAGUACGGACGUUGCUUUUUGAAAUAUCUGCGAAAAAUCUUUCCUAUCCUUCACACAAUCCAUAGUCUGGUCAUGACGUCAUUUUUUGUUUUUCUUGUGGAAUCGGAGAUGUGUAAUAUCGAGGAAGAUUUCUCGUCAUUUAGCCAAAAACCAGCACUCGAACUCUAAUGCGCUUUCUACAUGUACCGCGGAGUGACGACAGGCUCAUAAAUUCCUAUUGUUUUUGCUUCGGUUUGCCGCAAUAAUGAAUGAACUGAUGAAUGCAUAAGGUCAGAAUAUUUGAAGUGUUCAUGCUAGUAUAUUAUCGCUAAGGCCCAGUUCAAACGUCCAUCUUUUUAUGCAUCGAACUUAAUUAGUCGGACUCAAUUCAUUUUCACGAUGUUUAAUGGUCUAAAACGCUUACAAGUGAAAAUAUUAGUAAUUUAUGCAUUAGGUUCGGCACAUGAGAAGUCGCUCCACUGUCGAAAUUCCCACAGGGGGCCACUCGAUCUUAAAUCAUGGGUCGAGCCGAAUUAGAUAUGUCCAACUUAAUUGAUUCAAACGUCGAUCUUUUCAUGUACUUAAUUGAAGGGAUUAGGUUCGGUACGUGAAAAGAUCGACGUUUGAACUGGGACUAAGGCUUCUGGUGAAAAACGUUCUUUGUUUUGAUAAGCUCAUCACAAUUUGUCUAUGUAGAUAAAGCACAAGUUUACGCUUCAGCAGCGUCUUGUGUCAACUGAAGAUUGGUGCAUAAAUAGUACGUGCCUGAGGAUCAAGCAGUCAGUAACCAAAUAAUCUGCUUGCUACUGAAAAAUCACGAUAUUUUGCUAAACCUCGUCUGUCCAAUCAUUGCUUGUUAUCAUUUCAUGCAAUCCGAUCAUGGGAUCCCUGUGCCUUCGUAUGCGCUGGUUAAGUUAAGAUACUUACAUUAAUUUAAUAAUUACUUGUCAGUAAGAAUAAUUAUAAUCAUCGUCAUCAUCAUUAGAAGCUUAAUAAUAAUAAUAUCUUUUAAAAGCGAUUAAUAUCAAAGAAAUGCUCACCAAAGCGCCAAAUGUCUUGAUUUUCAAACAAAUUCUUCUCAGUUACAGUAUGAGAAAUGCAUGAACAGUAGUGUAGAGAAUUUGCCUGUUGAUGUAAACGCGUCCGUGUCGUCGUUGAAAUACAAUUAAACUCGACGUAUGCUAAUCUCAAGGUCACGUAACGUAUCGGUAUCAAAUAUAUCCGAUAUGAUCGACGCGAGGAACUUAAUUGGAAGGUCACAGAAACGCGUAUAUGCGAUUGUCGUAUAGAGUAAACAAAAUAUAAGAAGUGGCAAAAAGCAAUAUUGUUACAAAGCCAAACAAUCCUAAUUACUGUAAGAAAUUACUUAUGUACUUCACCUAGGAAACAAAGAUGGCCAACUGACCCGCUUUUCACCCUCGGGCCGCGUGUCAAGGACGUUAAACUGAUCAGGGUAUUGAAAUAAACUGUAUCUUAACCCAUUACUCCUAAUUGUGGCAAAAGAAAAGGUUCACAAAAUUAUUCAAAUUUCUUUUUAAAAAAACCGAAAAAUAAAUAGCACCAUGCAAAAGGUCUUCCAAAGAGCUUUCAUUUGAAUGGUAACACCAUAGGAUUCUGUCCACAGUCUCAAAAGUUAGAACUAAAUACUAAAUAAAUAGUGCCAUGUGAAAGUACUACUAAAGAGGUUUCUUUUGAAUGGUAACACCAUAGGAUUCCAUCUCAAACUCAAAAGUUAGAGCUACAUACUAAAUAAAUAGUGCCAUGUGAAAGUACUGUUGAAGAGGUUUCAUUUGAAUGGUAACAACAUAGGAUUUCAUCCACAGACUCAAAAGUUAGAACUCCAUACUAAAUAAAUAGUACCAUGUGAAAGUACUGCUGAAGAAAUUUCAUGUGAAUGAUAACACCACAAGAUUUCGUCCGCAAAUUUAAAAGUUACAGUGACAAAUUAUCUCACCAUAACAAUGUCAGAAGUGGGAGGGUUGAGAGAAGAAAAUAAACUGACCUCUUAGUAUUCCAACACUUCUCUUUCACAAUCAUGUUGGUGCCGGAUUAUACCUGACGGUUGUAAUAUAGCAGCAGAGCAUUGUCAGGAAUCUUUUGAACAUUUCUUUUUUGAUCGACGCUGUGUCAGAGAUCAUUUCCUUGUCGGGUUGACCUGAAAGCGGUCGUCUUUUUGUGUUUGUCGAAGAAUUUUUGUUCUUUAUUUUUGUAACGAAGUCACCUGUCAUGUACGUAGCUUGCACCUUAUUAAAAGUGCGUGCACUGGUGGGCCUUCCCAAUUAAAUGUAAAUGUUUCCAUUUCAUAAAGCAAAUAGAAGGUUUAAAAGCAAGUAAAUUCGACUAGAUGCCGGAUAUUACUUUGUAAUGCGCAUUUAUUUUGGCUUCGAGUCAAAUAUAAAUCCCCAUCCUGGUGUAUUUAGGCCGGAGUAGCAUGACACCCUCGGAAAGAUUUGUCAUGGAGUGAAUUGUGGGGUGCGCUGACGGAAAAUCACCUUUGUUUAAAUGUGAACUCAGCCCGCAAUUUAUCAAGUAAAUUAGAUGCGGCUGCCAUGCCAAAGCUGCCGAAUAUUUGCUCGGAUUAGUUUUUCAAGAGUCCUCAACUUAGCAGGAAACGCGGAUAGGAUUAGAAAUUAACGACUGCAGUGAAACGUGCGCUCCGAAAUUUCAUUUUUCUCUCGUCGCGCGCAUCAGGCCAUGGAAUCUGCUAAAGGUGAGCCCGUGUCUUAUCUUUUUGCUAAACUAAAAUGAGAGCUUUUUCAUGUUACAAUCCCUUUUAGUGAAUCUGAUAAAAAUUUAAUUUCCGCUGGUCUUGCGGCAGAAGUUCUCGUAUCGUCAAAUGAAAAUGACAAAAAUAAAAUCAGCGUUGUAUCAUAUAUGUUCGAUACUCAAUUUUAAAACAUCCGUACAAGGUACUUAAUAGACAUACAGACCCUCCGGCGAUAUUCCUGUGAUGACGCAAAUUUCUUUCCUCGGAAAUAUAGCUGUAAUCAUCAAGACUCUCGGCCAUUAGAAAGUUCACUUAUUGGAGGGAAUGAACUAAAAUGGAAAAUAACCGUUUCCCUGGGGUUUUUGUUAAUUGCUUUUAUGUUAGGUUACAGCUUCCUCGAAGGAUUGUUGUCAACUAUCCUUUGUGUUGACCCUUAAAGGAAAAAACGAUUAAUGUGAAAGAGUAUUGGCCAAUAUUUUGACUCAAUUUACGGACUAUUUCUGGCUGUUUUCGUUGGAGAAAUCUUGCUCCCAGCAGUAUGACCACUGGGUUUUUUUUAAGUCGAAUUCUUUGGGUUUUUUCUGUAUUCAGAAAGCUUUUGCUGUUUUAGGAACAUUUUUAAAAAAAUGAUAUUAGAACAUAGUUCAGUAUUCAUGCUGCAUUAAUUCAGUUUCAAAGAAACCUAUCAUUGUUAUUGCAAUGGCUAGUCUGACCUCCCCCACUUAGAACGCAGUUUUGAAUAUAAUUAUUCUUACCUUUUGAUUGAAAUGGAUUAAGUCACUGUUUGAAUUCAAUGCGAAUUUUUGUCGUCUUUUUUUAAAAAAAACGUCUUCCGAUUCCUCAAUACGCAAAGGAACAAUCAAGAAACUUAGCUUGACGCUCUUUUUCAAAACGCACGUAAUUAAAUUGUUGCUUCAUCGCCUGUACAAUUUAACUGUCGCUUGGCGAGUUUCUUAUUACUUCCAGCGCUUAAAUGAUAGUUCUUUUAUCAAAACAAUCGCGCAAACUCAUGAAUUUUUAAUGCAGAAGUCUUAUAUGUAAACUUUAAUAGGAUGGUAAAUGUCGGCACCACCAGCCCCCCCUUUCAUCUGAAGCUGCACGACCUUUGUCCAAUCACAACACAUUGAUUAACUUAGGCUGUUAGAAAUGAUAUGACGCGUCAUCUUAAGAAGGUUAUUGUCCAACACCUCUGUGUGAGGAGCCGGGCUUGUCGUGUUUGAAUUGGUCGCCAUGUCAGCGAAAACAUUUUGAGAUUGUGUUUUGAACUAGAACUGGCUAUUUUAGGGGUAAAUGCCAAGCUUGAACUUAAAUGUGGAAAACGAAAGAUGCAAUUCGUUUCUAACUCCAGGACCAUUACUUCCAAAUUAUAUGUCAACAAAAUACAAGCCAUAACUCAGCUCAGGAUACCCUGGUAUGUUAAUUUUAUUGUUUUUGACCCUCUAAAUUUCUUAAAAGGAAAAUUAAUUUUAGUUUAAACCCGACUUAAUUCAUAGCGCGUAAACCUCGUUUUAAAUUUCUUGAAGACGCCAACGUGUUUCAUCGGUGUAGUAUCUAUUUGCUCUAGCAGUGCAUGGUUACGAAUCAUUUACGUAGAUUUUUAGUAAGCAAACUCGCUACCUCUGUAAACCAGAAGCUAAUGUAUGAAUAAUUCACAGGCAUAAGAUUUUAUUAUAUUAGAAAAAUAUACCUUCAUACUCUAUCUGUUUGCCUUUUCUAUAAAAGAUUACGGAUUAUUGGGAAAAAAGAAUUUUCUCUCUCAAUGGUUAAUCACCUUUUUCGAAGAAUAUCCUGAUUCUUCACUGUUACUCUCAACAGACCAAUUUAUAUUCUAGCAAAAAAACUGUUUUUUUAAUUUUACUUUGAACUAUGAGCUCCUUCACCGAAAACGUACACCAGAAUAUAAAGCCCGGGGAACUGCACAAAAAAAAACCGCACAAAUAGUAGCCUGGAGAUGUUUUCCUUUCUUUCUUUUUUUUUAAGAUUUCAGUGAUAAAAAUAAUACCUUAAAUGCAUUUUAUUAUUCUUUUGCUGGGGAUUAAUUUUCCCGAGAGUUGUAAGUAAUCGUAGGUUUUCGAAAAUUAAUCCCCCGCAAAAAUUUCCAUCUAAGUAGAAAUUGGUAAACAUUACUAAUUUGGAUUAUUCGAGUUUUGGAUUCAACAUUUGAUCCACUAUAUUGGGCAUAAACAAGAGAAACAUUUUCCUCUCAAGCUGGAACUCUUUAGGAUCUUAUCUUUUGUGACAUAUCGGCUUGAAAUGGGAAACUAAUGUUUUGGAUUUAGUUUUGAUCCUGCCUUAAGACUUUUGCAGCGCCGCACUGGACUUCGCUAGAAUGAGCUGGAAAAAUAAGAAAUCAUCCUUGCAAACUGAGAAUAAUUUUAAUGCUACUAAGGUGAAUUCAUCGGGUCAAUUGCGACUAAAAAGUGGAAGUUUUGUAGCGGGGUUUGUACUUCAGAGUUGUUCAGUUCAAUCGAAUAUCAGUGACCCCCUUGUUCGGUCGUUCAUCGCCGUUCUAAUCAACGGUCAUUAAUUGUAUUAUUCAAAAUACAACCGUCAACAUUACGCUUGGGUGACCCUUUCUCCCUUAGACCGAGUUUAUACGUUAUGACUAGUUGAUUCGUUUUCGCUAUUUUUGAAUCAGUGGACAAAAUCCUGUGGUAUUACAAUUUAAAUGAAACCUCUUUGACAAAACUUUUGCAUACGUAAUAUUUAUUGUAAGGAUUUUACAAAUUGAAAUCUUGAUGUUUUUUUGUGAAUUUACUUUGGCUGCAAUAAGAAGUGAAACGGUUAACUAAGGUGAACAUAGUGAACGAAAAUAAGUUUCUCUUGAUAUCAUCGCUAAGCUAGGAAUGAACUUGCGAACGAAACGUACUGAUUGGCCUCAGCAGCUGUUAGCAAUUUGAGCAUGCGCAAAAUUGUUUAUAGCCCAUUUACCGAUUUUCUGCAUUUAUUUAGUCACCCAAUGUCUAUUAUUUAAGCUAUUUUCCAUUCUUUCAGGCUUAAAUGGAAAGGAGCCUUUUAUAAUAUCUUUCAGUGGCCUUCUUUUUUGUGUUUCUUGUUUGUUUGUUCGAUUUUAGCUGUGCGAUUCCGUAACUUCUUUUUAUAAUGAUCUUAUGAAAAUUUCUCAGCAAGUUGUUCAGGAACAGUUUAUGACUCGGAUUCAAUUUUUUUUCUUGAAUUCGGAGCUUUCUUUAGAAGUAAUCCAAACAUUUAGACGUUUUAUCGUGUCUGCAUGCUGUAUAAAUGUCAUCAAAAUAUUGCCUGCUAUAAUGACAGCCACUGUGUAUCAUCUAGAAGGAGAUAAAAACGUUGUCUUACCUUCGAUACUUUUAUCAAGAGAUGGCUUCUAGAAAGACCGAGGUAAACGUUUCUUGAGAUGCGUGUAUUUUUUCUGCGCAGCAGAGCGCGCGCCUGACAUGAACGAUUUUAAUUUCUUUCGCUCGCAAUCCGUUUAAAUGGACAGAAAAGCAGACUUAGCGAUCUUUAAUUAUUGGCAGCCUUAAGUGCUCUAUUGUUGUCGAUUCAGGCAAAUAUGCCAGGUUUUCCUUUCAUUAUACACUUAAACAAAAAAGGAAUUUCAUGGUGAAUAGAGACAGGAGACCCAUUUUAAGUAUUCAACUGUCAGAGUUCCGUUUCCAACGUCGUUAGUUUCCAAAGGUUGUUUUUGAAGGUUGUCCUUUAUUUAGAGGCCUUCCGCCGUCAUUUGUUCGUCUCCGCCGGCAGCAUUUCCCUGUCUUGUAAACAGCUUCACGCUCGAUUUUAGCCACUUUAAAUUUUCCGCAAAAAUUCUCCUUCGACGACGCCCUAGAAGUUAACAUAUGCAGGUAAGUAUACCUCGUUUAGGUGCCAAAGAUGCUUAAGAACUAACGCUCCCAAAUAACGACAACUCUAGCGAUUAAUUUACUAUUUGUUCUUUCAGACUCGCACGAUACUCAGCUAAAAACUUCGCCUGUCCUCGAGACGAAAAUGAACGAAGGUACGAGCCGAACGUCAAAAGUUCGUUUCUCUGCUAACACGGACACCUUUAGCGAAGAUGAAGAAGCGGACAUUCGCCAUAAACGUCUUCUGCGUUACUUCUAUAAGGGAGGAAGAAGAUAUAGUGAAGCAGAAAAGGCUUUUUUAAGUCGUGUCAGGAUACCGUCAGUUGGACUUCUUGCCGACGGUGAGACAAAAGUGGGACGGCUAAGAUUUUUUGACCCAGGAGGUGAGUAAUUUAAAAUAAUCAUGUUUUAUUAUUACUUUCAUUCAUUCCUCGAAAAUUGUACUUUAAAGGCUACUGAGAAGUAAAAGCCGAGGUAAAAGCUGAAAGCCAUCUUAAAGAUUCCGACAUCUCGCGUGGGGUUCAAUAAAUAUCCAAGAAAAAAAUAAAGCUUUUCGUCUUGUUCUUGGGUUAGCGUCGCCGGUAAUCUAAUUUUACGGCAAAAUCAGUGUAGCUCCUUACAAUACUUGCCUGAUUAUUAAAAAUUGCUCGAGAGUGAAACUGAAUAACGUUUUAAGCGCGGCCAAAUUUCCGGGAAUAAUAUAAAAAAACAUCUUCAAAAAAUGCUUCACGAAGAACUAUACUGCGAUGUGUAUGUCACAAUUACAGAAUCUUUUGCACAAGUAGUUAAGAUGGCUCAUUUUGACAAUAAAAACACCGCUCUUCGGUCUUGCUGCUUCCGAUUCAUAUCGAUUUUAUCUGAAAUUUAUAUAUACUUUUUACUUCAUUUUUUUCAAAAAUGGGAAAAGCAUACACUGACUGAAUUACUGACCAAGAGGUUUCAUGACGUUCUUCGCGGCAGCAGUUAUUUAGUUUAUCUCUCCUAAAUCUUGAUAAAAUAUUCGCUGUGUAUUCGAAAUGAUAUUAAUUACUAGUUGAGGACGGAAAUGAGACAAGGUGAUGAAGACCGAGCUUUUAAUUUAACUGAUGUAAAAAUAUCUUUCCCACAAUAUAUCAGUUUUUUUAUUAGCGUAAAAGGGGUAGUUUUUACACCACCAAAUGAAAUUGCGACCGCAUUUUCAAUGUCACUAAAAUUAGUCAAAGCUUGGGUCAUGAAAUUUGCGUUGCAAAUUUCAGUUUUUUUCUCUUUUUGCCUCGACACAAAAAGGCAUUUAACGCCUAGUGUUCAAAUGAAUUUAAGCCACUCAGUUAUGAUCAGUAAUGGUGUUAGGGAAAUAGGAUGUUACAUUUCUGCCAUAAACUGAACGACCGAACGUUGUCUAUGUCAUAAAUCAUGCUGCGAGAAUAGACAUAUGUUUCUUACACAGCUUUAAAAUUCGCGUGAAUGAAUUACUGGAUAAUACACCUUAAACUGAUUAAAGAAAUAUACUUUUCCUUCGACAGACCUUUAUUAUGAUUUGACGCCACUUCUUCUUCUUAAGGGUUUUUCUUCCAGUCGCUUUCAUUAGCAGAUAACGCUGCCACUGUCACGCCUACAAUGUGACGACUGUCGGGAUAAAAACGCUUCUUUAGCUUGACAUAUUAAGAUGUACUUGGACAAAUUCGUCCUCCGUCUUUCUUGAUGUGUUCAAAUGUCAUUCCAAUUUCACCCGUACCGAACGAGAUCUUUGAAAAAUUCAUCGGCAUGUUGUUUUUUACCUUUUAGAUCUUGGAAAACGCUGUUUCUACGAUUCGAAGUGAUGUUCUUGUCAAUUUUUAAGUAACUUAACGAACAGUGCAAAAUGGUUCAAACCCAAGGGUUAACAAUGGCCGUUUGUUUAUAACUACAGCUAUACAAGGCUCCUUCUGAAUUUAUGAUUUGACCAGUUGUUUUUAAUUCUCAGAGAUACACUCACUGUCUAUUUGAAUUCGUGAAGUCGGUUUAAGAAAGCGUAGAAUGGCUCUGAGGGUCCCCAGGGUCAAUGAACAGUAGUCCUCUUCCAGGCAAAAGGUGUCUGAAGGCUUUGAACGAAAAGUUAUCUCGAGUUUUUGAAAAAUGGCCUUUUUGUCGUAGGCGAAAACUGGCAAUAAGACUAAUACUGCUCACAAGCCUAUACGUUCGAGGAAGUGUCUUGCCGCAUUGCAGACUUAGAGCCUCAUUAGCCAGUCUGUAAUUUUCACUUUUCCUCUACUCAAAAAACUAUCAAGCAUAACCACUGCAAUUCAAACGCAGGUGGCGAGAAGAAGCCAAAACCUGGUCCUAAACCUUACCAUUAGCUCCCAAACUUCAGUUAAAGGUAGAUCCAAGUUAACAGCGAUUUUUGGUUUUUUAGACUGGCUUUUAAGGUCCAUUAAGAUCUUCUAUUCUGCCUUCAAGUUUUAACAAAACUGUUCAGAAAUCUAUGUGCCCUCUCAACAACUUGUUAGUAUUGAAAUAUCCGUUCUCUAAUAGCAGUGAAAGGGACCUUAAGAUACGCGAACGGGGGGCUAGGACUGCAACGGGGCUGGACGAGUAAGACUAGGUCGAGCCUCGUCGUGUCCGCCAAAGAGAAAAUACUUAGGAGCAAGCAAUUUUCACUUGGGAAGGCAAUGGCGAUAUUCACAUUUCACGAACAAAUAGUGUCGACCUUUAAAGACGCUAGGACCCUUCUUCUGGAGAGCUACUUAGACGGAGUGAUAGACGACGAUGAAUUUAUUCUUCUACACGAUGAAAUCUCCAAGAACCCGGAAUUGCCAUAUGAAUUUAUUUUUUAUCAUUAUUUGCAAUACAAGAAUACGGAAACAACACAGUUAACUGCUCUGGUGCCACUUCAAUGCUGCUUAUGUCGGUUUCAAUUCCACUUGCUUUUUUUUUCUUUUUUCAAUUUGAUUCUCAGUUCUCUCACAAUUUGGUUCAAGUUUUCAGCGACCUCUUCCCAUUUCUUUCCUCUCGCAACUGUGCUCUUUUUUGUUUCAGUGAAGGGAUCAGAAAACAUGAUUUACCGGCGUAUUAUUUCGUCGUGAAGAGAACUCCGCACCAUUGGCUUCCUAAAAACAAUUAGAAUCUACACUCAAGCGGAAUCUGUAGUUAAAAAUGAAAUUGCUUUUCAACUGAAAUGAAAUUGCUUUUCAAAAGGUAAACACCGGCCGACUGUCAGGAGGUACAAGUCAAAGUAACCUUCGCUAAACUUUACGGAUUAUCACUCCACUGUAGCUGGAUCUCUUUUAACUUCACUUACACUGAUUCACUUUUCUUCACUGGGCACUCAGGAACAUUCAUGGUCGCGACUGCAAAACACAGCAAACAAUGGACAUAAAUUAUGGCCUUUUUUUCCUCAUUUCGAAAUAUUUCCGACAAAAAUCGCGAAGAAUAUGGUCUUUAAAUAUCAAACACCAGGGUCAGCAUAUCUGAAAAGCGAAUCGAUUGUGUCUUAUUGUAGAUAAAAACAAGCCGAGAAUACUAACGUUUUCGAGAUGACGGCAAAACAGGCUAAAUGGCGUCCUCGACGAGACCAGGACGGCAAGAACACGAAUUUGGAGUUUUUGUGCGCAGGCCUCAUUGUGUAAAUUUACUUCCGGUAGCCGUCGUGGCUUGUCCCGUCCUCAUAUCUUAAGGUCCCUAAAGAAGCGAUAAAGUCGGCUGUUUACACGUUUUUUUAAUUUCGAAACCGGAACCAGUAGAGACAGUGACAUGAACUCAACAUCUUCAGAAAUCAGUCACAAUGUCGUUCCUCCUCAUGCAUAUCAAUACCUCAUCCUCUAAGGCGAAAUAUACAACUCGCGUUAUAGUGAGUGUUAAUGAUAUGUGAAAUAAAUCACAUAUGAACUGCGGAUAUGAAAUGAAAAUGAAGAAAUGAUCGUCGCAGGGAACGCAAUUUAUGCAAUUACGUAAAGAAGGCUGAAAAAAAUUCAGGACUUCAACGGGGUUUGAACCCGUGACCUCGCGAUUACCGGUGCGAUGCUCUACCAACUGAGCUAUGGAGCCACUGACGUUGGGAGCAGGUCAAUUGUGGGUUCAGCUUUCGUGUAAUUCUGUUCACGAAAAAACACGAGAAAGCAUUGUUUAACUAAAAAAUCCCUUGCCACUCAUCAUGAAUAUUCAAAAUAAAUAUACCUUUCCCUAAAACAACAUGAAGAGAGCCAUAUUUUGCGUAGUGUACCCUUUUAGUCCUGACUCUCCCGUCCGUUCAAUGGGCAUCCCAAAAAACUGCCGUUGAAUACAAUCCGUAAGAUACUGCAGAAUAUUUUACAGCUUUCUAUCUCUGUGUUUUGUUAUAGCGUGGAAUAAAUUGUGAUAUUUAUGGCUUAUCUUAAUAUUCUGUUUGCAGGUGACAAGCUCUAUUACUGGUUGCUAAUAGUCUCCAUAGCUGUUGUGUAUAAUUCAUGGGCGCUUAUAUUAAGAACCUCAUUCCCUGAAAUCCAGGAACGACACGCGAUUAUCUGGAUUGUAAUUGACUAUUUUUGCGAUGUGAUCUAUAUCGCGGAUGUGUUUGUGAGCUCAAGAACAGGAUACAUGGAGGACGGAAUCAUGCAAAGAGACAUUCAAAAAAUGCGCCGGCACUACUUGCACACGUCAGCCUUUUAUUUAGACGCCGCGUCAAUUGUGCCUUUGGAUAUUGCGUAUAUUUUCAUAAAGCACGAGCCCGCGAUACGCAUGAACCGUCUGAUAAAAUAUCAUCGUUUCUGGCGAUUUCUUGAUCGCACAGAGAGCAGAACCAGCUAUCCGAAUCUGUUCAGACUGGCUUCCUUAAUGCAGUUUAUUCUUGUUUUAAUUCACUGGAAUGCGUGUAUUUACUUCAUCGUGUCGCGGGAAAUUGGGUUUGGCACGGACACAUGGGUUUACCCAGGAAUCAACGGAACCCUAACUGAAAGACACCUGUCACUCACAAGAAAAUACAUAUACUCUUUUUAUUGGUCAACUCUGACGUUGACGACAAUUGGAGAAGUGCCGCCACCCCACACUAACGUGGAGUUUAUUAUUGUUACGCUUGAUUAUCUGAUAGGUAAGUUGUAAAUAUUAUUUUGCUCAUGGAGUAUGAAGGGGCCUUUCUAAUAAUUUGGUAAGGAAAUCUGCUACCAAGGAUAAGGUAAGGUCAAAGUGCGAAGCGUCCGUUUCUGAAGCUGGGCGGACUGUGCUGGGUACUAUUUAUUGGAUGCGAAAGAACACAAGCUAUAAACCAAUCACGCAGCUUUUUCUACCUGAGAGGUAUUAUUCUCUGUGUUCAUUAUCAACGGAUUUGCCACCAAACUUUAAAAUUCUCUCCGCACAAAAAUAUGCAAGAUAAUACUCUUCCGUCAGUUUUGUCCAGAAAUGUACGGAUUUUGGAAGGGUUCUGAAAGCCGUCAAAAGUGCAGUGCAAUUGAACUUUCGAGCGACAUAUGUGAUUUAGGCAGAUGGAUAAUCAGAAUUCAAUUAUGCUUGUCAUUACCAUGGUGCAAUAUUGGUCCAGAUUAUCUUGGCCCAACAGUCGUCCAGAUUUCUUGGCCUUACUCUAUAUUAUCUUUGCCCAACAGUGGUCCAGAUUUUUCAUGGCCCAACUGUAGCCCAGAUUACCAUGCUGCGAUAGUGGUCCAGAUUGUCUCGGCCAAACAGUAAUCCAGAUUUUCUUGGCCCAACAGUGGUCCAAAUUUUCUUGACCAAACAAAAAUUCAGAUUUUCGUGGCCCAACAGUGUGGCAGAUUUUCUUGACCCAACAGUGGUCGAGAGGUACCAACAGUAGUCGUAUUGACGGAGUUCCACUUCAUCCCUUCUUUGCAGGUGUACUUCUUUUUGCCACUAUUGUAGGAAAUGUGGGUAGUAUUAUCACCAAUCAAAAUGCCGGUAAAGUAGACUUCCAAAACAAGAUGGACGGUAUUAAAGCUUACAUGCGUUUCCACAAAAUCCCUCAACAUCUACAACAGCGGGUGAUUAAGUGGUUCGAUUAUUUGUGGAUGAACAAGAAACAUCCCGAUGAAGAGGAGCUCCUGCACUCUUUGCCAGACAAACUCCGAGCUGAGUUGGCAAUCCACGUGCACUUAGAUUCAUUAAGGAAGGUUGCUAUCUUUCAGGACUGUGAGGCGGGGUUUCUUAGCGAGCUGGUCUUGCGUCUUCGUCCUCAACUAUUUUCACCAGGUAAAUGAAAAAAUUUCUCGUGAAAAAUUUAAGAGAAGUGCUUCACUUAAAUACUGAGAUAGUAGCAAGUAUUUGGUAAUCUUGGGCAAUCUCUUGAAAUCUUGCUUAUAAUAUUUUUCGGCUAAGCAUCAAUAAAAAUUGAUGAAAGUUUGAGUACCUUUAUAAAUAGCAACGAGUAUGAUGUUUUGUCAUGAUGAUGCAGCAAGUAAACUGCCAUUGGCUGUAAUGAACGUGAGCGUGCAAGACUGCAAUGGGACGGUCAUUCACAAAUGUUCGUAACAUUUCAUAUACUUCAGCUCACGAAAUCACUGCCCUCUUUUAUAUGUUGUUUUAUCCUUGGUUAAAAUUUUGUUUUCAUAUGUUUUUGGGUAUGUUAAUGCAUGAUAAUGACAUGAUAACGAGUUUGAAACAAACGAAAAUGAAAUUUAAACCAAGGAUAAAGUUGAACCACAAAAUAUACGAAAAGCCUAAAAAGAGAUAUCCCUUUCAGGCGGAGCCUCGCCGUGUCCCCCGUGAAUACGAGCCCGUGCUAUUUAGUCUCAGUGCAACCCGUUCUGAAGACAGUAUCCGUUUUUAAUUGUGUAUACUACCUUGCUCAAAAUUGAAUAGUAAUUAUAACCUGGAACAAACAAGGGAGGCUGACCAUAAUGUUUUGUGAGUGGAUUUAUUCAAGAAAAUCAGAAGUUAAGCUGUGUUUCGUUUUUCUUAACCUACCUUUUUGCUGUGAGCAGUCUCUGUCAGUCAGAUAAAACACUACCUCACUUGUUCGAUAUGUUAACUAUAGCAUUUUUUUUUUACAGGUGACUACGUCUGCAGGAAGGGCGAAGUAGGCAGAGAGAUGUACAUCGUGAACAGGGGCAAGUUGGAGGUGGUGUCAGAAACAGGCACCAAAAUCUAUGCUGUGUUAGAGGCCGGUAGUUACUUUGGAGAGAUAAGUGUUUUGUGCAUGAGCGCCGCUGGAAAUCGUCGGACCGCUUCGGUCCGCUCCGUAGGUUACUCAGAGCUUUUUUGCUUGUCGAAGAAUGAUCUCAUGGAAGUGCUCGACGAGUAUCCUGAGAUCAAAACAAAGAUUGAGAGCAUUGCUAAGCAAAGGCUCGAGAAUGACAAGAGACGCACGAGCGUGCUUUUGUCAAAUAAGCACAACAGAACUGAGACAGACUGCGCUGACUCUGAACCGAGAGUAAAAAGCCGAUCUUUUGCUAAGAUGGAAGAGAAAAUUGCCACCCUCGAGAGAGAAAAGGAGACCCUUUUAACAGAAUUGAAAAAGCAGAGGGAAGAGUUUUCUGACAGACUAGCUGACCUAGAGUGUUCCAUGUCGCAUCUUUCACGCGAGCGGCGUGGAGACAACGUUAGACCUGCUUCAAGAUCUUUUGAUUUCGUUUGGAAGAGAAGAUAACUGGUGUACUGUUCUUGACAGGAAAGUUUUGAAUGUUUUGAUACUUAAAUCAGCCUUUCACAAGAGAAGCUAUGAAAGAAAAAAAGAUGUUCACACAAUUCUGUGAGGUUUAGAGGAAGAAUGAUUCACCUUGAAGCACCUGGAUACAUUUAUUCAUGUACGUCUGUCAAGCAUGGAUGAAAAACCUUAAGGCAACAGACUGGUUACUGUAAAUGGUGAACCAAUUAGUGCAUGAAAACUUUGUAAUGUUUGCACUAAAAAGCAAAAUUAAGAGUAUUUGAAGUGAUUCAAAAAAUGGUCGUCGACCGGAAAUGAUUGCUCGAGUGAUUUUUUUCGCCUUUGGAAACUUUCAAACUGAUGCAUAUGUGUCGGCGUUACGCUUCCUGUACAACGUUAUUUUUUAUAACGCCUUUGUGCAGUUUUAAUCCCGCUCGAUUGAAUUUAACUCUUCGCAAAAAACUGGCUGUGCACAGAGUCAAGCCCGGUAACUAAUAGAUAUGCCCAUGAUUGAAUGCUAUCACAGGUACGAUCCUUUUUUUACAGUCAUCCUUAUGGAUAAAAGUUUACCAAAGAAUUGUUAGAGUACCAAGAAUGAAGUGGUAUGAAGAUGCAAUUGAGAAAAUACCGAACAAUAACCGUGCUAGGUUCUGACAUGUUUAGUGACUUGGCUUUCUCGUUCGCCAAUCGGAUGCCUACCCAAGAAGUAGCGCCAACUGCCUUUUUUUAAGCGCUCAUCUGAAACUCGGCUGACUAAAUGGAAGGCUGUUGUCGAAAGGAACUGCCUACUUGGACACAGAUAGCCCAAGCUGCAAUUUUCGAUCGGAAAAUUCGGAUUUAGACUGUUUAGAUUGAUGAAACGAGCCGCUGCCAAUAUGAUGCGACAUUUAGUCGUGGCCUUACUUGACAAUGCCUACUUUUUGGAAAUAUUCUGAUUCUGAUUUAGACUGUUUAGAUUGAUGAAAUGACCGCUACCAAUAUGAUGCAACAUUUAGUCGUGGCCUUUCUUAACAAUGCCGACUUUUCGGAAAUAUUUUUUAAUGUUUUAAUCCUGCUUUCUUGUCUUGUGAUCAGUGAUGUACUAAUCGAAUUAACACUGUCGUUUUCAACUCAUAGGUAUAAAACUCGCCUUUAUUAGAAACAACUUCAAAAGUGGUAGAAUGGCAAUUUAAUUGAAAAGCAGGAAUUUUCAGCUGUUUGCCACCUUAAACUCGUUACCUUAAACAUGCAUAGAGAUGUUAAUAACAGAACGUACAGAAUUGAGGUUUAAUUAACAUCAAUUAAAUGUCCUUAUUUAAAGGCCAUAUUAUCGUAGAACACUGCGCAUGUUUGGCGUCAUUAAUUAAUUAGGCACCUUGACCAAUCUCGACCCCGGAGCUCUUUUGCGCAUGACGGCCAGGGUAAGCACUGGGGUCGAGAUUGCUGGACUACGUAAUCCCUUUGGCAAAUCAUCGGCAAGGGUAAUAUGUCUACGGGUAAUUAGGUCAUGUA
Porites evermanni is the source of this 17408-nucleotide messenger RNA. NCBI's taxonomy places the organism in Eukaryota, Metazoa, Cnidaria, Anthozoa, Scleractinia, Poritidae. The record is from the annotation of a GenBank genome assembly.